Stylophora pistillata is the source of this 2550-nucleotide messenger RNA. Its product is annotated as SMAD family member 5. Gene Ontology annotation, cellular component: heteromeric SMAD protein complex. NCBI's taxonomy places the organism in Eukaryota, Metazoa, Cnidaria, Anthozoa, Scleractinia, Pocilloporidae. Gene Ontology annotation, molecular function: I-SMAD binding; DNA-binding transcription factor activity, RNA polymerase II-specific; RNA polymerase II cis-regulatory region sequence-specific DNA binding. Gene Ontology annotation, biological process: regulation of transcription by RNA polymerase II; anatomical structure morphogenesis; cell differentiation. The record is from RefSeq and is a predicted model, not a curated record.
CACACUAUCUUGGGCUUGCUCUUUGAGGAAAGAAUACUAUUUGACAGAUAGUAUUGAGUUGUUUACGUGUUUCGUAGACCGUAUAUGUUCCUCUACUUGGUUUUUGUUCGCCGUUAAUCGAAUUGUACGGUUUGAAAAAAGCCAAAGGCCAACAUUUGUCGCCAGUGUGGCGCGGCUGUUUAUUCACUAAACGCGUCGCCACUGAGGCGCCAUUGAAACAUUUGAUAGUUCGAGUUGUAAGGAUUGGUGUUCACAGUAUAUGUUUGGGCCGCUGAACUCCACUAUCUACUGCGCUUAGCUGAGAUUUGCAAGUUCGUUCGUUGAAUUGUUUCAGUGCUAGCGUGUUACUGAACGAAAACCGACGAAUAAGCACUCAGAGUAACGAAAAAAGUGGACAAGAUGACUACGAUGGCCUCGCUGUUUUCGUUCACCCCUCCUGCCGUGAAAAGACUCCUUGGCUGGAAGCAAGGCGACGAGGAGGAAAAAUGGGCUGAAAAAGCCAUUGAGUCUCUGGUUAAAAAGCUUAAAAAGAAAAAGGGCGCCUUGGAAGAGCUGGAGAAAGCUUUGUCCAACCCUGGACAACCUUCGAAAUGUGUCACAAUCACGCGCAGUUUGGAUGGUCGCCUUCAAGUCUCUCACCGAAAGGGUCUGCCGCAUGUAAUCUACUGUCGCGUUUGGCGAUGGCCCGAUCUUCAAAGCCAUCACGAGUUAAAGCCUUUAGAUUGCUGUGAAUAUGCCUUUGGGCUAAAGCAGAAAGAAGUCUGUAUUAAUCCCUACCACUACAGACGUGUAGAAAGCCCAGUAUUACCACCAGUUCUUGUUCCGAGGCAGAGCGAAUAUCCAAGGCCUCCUCCACCGUUGCCUUCUCCAUUCCGAAGCGCCGAUGACCCACCGAUGCCUUACAAUGCUUCUUUUCCAUUCCAAAAUCGACAAAAUCAACUCGAUCACAGUGCAAACACCUUUGAUAUGCCAGACACACCUACAGGCUACAUGUCUGAAGAUGGUGGAUCUCCUCGUCCUGUUGACCCAAAUGCCAUGGAAGUAGAUAAUGUGAACUCCCCACCAGCUGUAUCACCACAGACAGAUUUGCGCCAUGUAACCCCAGUUAAUUACCAAGAGCCGUCUUCAUGGUGUUCUGUCUCUUACUAUGAGCUGAAUAACAGAGUUGGUGAACAGUUCCAGGCAAGCUCAACCAGCAUCUUUGUAGAUGGAUUCACAGAUCCUAACACAGCAAACUCCGAGAGAUUCUGUUUGGGUCUCUUGUCUAAUGUUAAUCGCAAUUCGACCAUUGAAAGUACAAGACGACAUAUUGGUAAAGGAGUGCAUCUGUAUUAUGUUGGUGGAGAGGUUUUUGCUGAAUGCCUCAGUGACUCUGCAAUCUUUGUGCAGAGUAGAAAUUGUAACCACAUUCACGGCUUUCAUCCAACAACAGUGUGCAAGAUUCCUUCAACAUGCACCCUUAAAAUUUUCAACAGCCAAGAAUUUGCCCAGUUGCUUUCACAAUCUGUCAAUUAUGGUUAUGAGGCAGUGUAUGAGUUGACGAAGAUGUGCUCUAUUCGCUUGAGUUUUGUCAAAGGCUGGGGAGCUGAGUAUCACCGCCAAGAUGUUACCAGUACACCGUGCUGGAUUGAAAUCCAUCUGCAUGGUCCCUUGCAGUGGCUUGACAAGGUGUUGAUUCAGAUGGGGUCACCUCGAAAUCCAAUUUCUUCUGUUUCCUGAGAACUUGAGUGAAGUUAAUUUGGUAACACUGCGCCUAAGUGGCAUCGUUUUAUUUGGGAUGUUGGGUUUAUGCUGUUGGCUUUGAAAGCAGUUUAUGAAUCAGUGUUCAAAACUUUAUUUGCUCCUGUAUAAUUGUGUAGUUGCACUAUUUUGCUAAAUCCAUAGAGACCUAAAAUUCAGGCUUUUGAUGAGCAAGUUUUCUCCCAAGUUAAGGAGCACUGCUUGCAAAGAGUAAACAUAAUAGUUGUUCAUAUUAUACAUAUUCCAUACUUUUUGAUUCAAAUCAAAGUUCUCUUUAUCCUAACAAAAGAAAAUAUAUUAUUACUCUGCCUUGUUAUAUGAAAAACAUUUCUUGUCUCAUUAUGAAUGCAUAUUAAAAAUGUACUAUCUUCUGGUUUAUGUUUGAAUACUACGUUUGGUUUACUAUUACCUCCCUUGGUCUGAUGGUAAUUUCAUCUUUUUUUUAAUGCAGCUCAUCUCUUUGCCUAUAAGUUUAUACAGUAGUGGUUUCAUACAGGUGGAAGCCUUUAGUUUAGAGAAUGUUUCUGUUACCCUUUGCAUUAGUAUCUGCUUUACAAAAUAGUGAUAUCUUGAGGAAAAUUUAGUAGUGUAUCAUUCUGGAGGUGGGGAGGGUGGGGGCGAAAGCUUAACCUUUUCACUCCAAAGAUCUAACUAAUAUCUUUCCCUAUUAGGUGUCAGAGAAUUCCUUGUAAGUUAGUGAGAAGUAGUAAAAUGCAACAGCAGCUGCUUUUGGUGAAAGGCAUGUUUAGUAGUGAUAAGUAACAACUGCUGUAACAGAGAUGAAAUAAAGUAAUCUUUUCGUGGAUGAAA